CGCAGUUCGGCUUCUGCCAAACCUGUUUCAUGGAAAGUAAGCGAAGGAGAGCACAAAUUUGCACUAGGAUUUCCUUUUAAAGUGGAGAAAUAUCUCAUUUCAUGGCGGCUCGACUUCAAUUGUUGCGUUCUGGUCAGCUUACGAUGGGCCUUUAACGAUGAAUGCCUUAAUUCCUGAUCCGGCAAAGCUAGGGUUUACACUUUUGCGGCCGGGAAGAUGCCGUUGUCGGAGCUGAUUCAGGAUUGCUCGGGUUGAAACGCUGUUUCUGUUGAUUUUCUUCUUCUGCUUUGGGAGAACAUGCGCUAUUUUUUGCAGAGAUCUUCUUCAGCUAAGGAGCAGAAGAAUGAAGAAAGGAGCGGCGGAAGCAGGGCGCACCUGUACUUGAACGUUUAUGAUCUCAGUCCCAUCAACAACUACCUCUACUGGUUUGGAUUUGGAAUUUUCCACUCCGGAAUCGAAGUUCAUGGCAUGGAAUAUGGCUUUGGAGCCCAUGACUACCCAACAAGUGGAGUGUUUGAGGUAGAACCCAGAGGCUGUCCUGGCUUUAUCUACAGACGUACUGUGUGGUUGGGCACCACUGACAUGCCUCCAGAUGAGUUCCGAUCAUUCAUCGAACAACUUUCCCGAAAGUAUCACGGUAACACGUACAAUUUGAUAGCGAAAAACUGCAAUCAUUUCACUAAUGACGUCUGUAUGCACCUGACCGGAAAGCCUGUUCCAGGAUGGGUGAAUCGGCUCGCCAGAAUUGUUUCAGGCUCUUUGUGCAAUUGCAUUCUACCAGAAAACAUUAAUGUCACAACUGUCAGGCAUUUAACUGAUUACCCAGCAUUCUCAGAAGAUGGAACGGGUUCAUAUGCUUCAACCUUGGAAGUGAGUGAUGACGAGCAACUGGAUCAUCACUUGCUCACAGCUUCCAGCAGUGACCAGCCACUUUCAAAAGAGAAGCCAUUAAAGCUGACAAGAGAGAAAUUUUGACGCCUCUGUUUCUCAUAGAAUGCAUUUCUUUACUUGUCAAUUCUGUGCCUUCCUGUAUAAAUAAUGUCAGUUCUGCUCCUUACCAACCUUUUUUGCAUGAAGAUUGAAAGGCUUUUACCUGAAUUUUCUCUUCCUGGGUGGGCCUGCAAUUUGCAGUUGUUGGAUUGGUGUUCUGAUUGUUUUUAUUGGUAUUGAUUAAUUUCAAUCGCUCUGUUUUUCUUUUUAUU
Phalaenopsis equestris is the source of this 1202-nucleotide messenger RNA. Its product is annotated as deSI-like protein At4g17486. NCBI's taxonomy places the organism in Eukaryota, Viridiplantae, Streptophyta, Magnoliopsida, Asparagales, Orchidaceae. Gene Ontology annotation, biological process: protein deubiquitination. The record is from RefSeq and is a predicted model, not a curated record. Gene Ontology annotation, molecular function: deubiquitinase activity. The transcript has 4 exons. The coding region runs from base 298 to 975 and encodes 225 amino acids.